AUGGCGGGGGGAUUCAUAUGGGCGGCGACGCUGUAUGAUAUCUACGUGACGGUGCUUCAGGCGGCCAUCACGGUGGGCGUGGCUCUGUCGCUGCUGACGGCCGUGGACCGCCUCCUCCAUGUGGCGCACUACCUGCAGCUCAAGCUGGUGGCCUGGCUCACGGGCAAGGGACCUGAAGCGGCGUAUCGCUGCCAGGCCAUGCCGGAUAUGGCCCAGGCCGGCCACAUGUACCCAAAGGUGGCCAUCCAGCUGCCCAUGUUCAACGAGCGCAUGGUUUGCCAGACCAUCGUGGACUGCGCCUGCUCGUUGCAGUGGCCGCGGGACAAGCUUAUAGUCCAGGUGCUGGACGACUCCACCGACAAACUGACGCGCGACCGGGUGGACGACAGCGUGUUGGAGUGGCGUGAGCGCGGCGUGAACGUCAUGACGAUCCGGAGGACCAACCGCCAGGGGUACAAGGCGGGCGCGCUCAAAGAGGGGCUUGAGCUAUUGAGGGAGUACGAGUAUGUGGCCAUUUUUGAUGCAGAUUUCAGACCCGAAUCAGAUUUUCUGCUCAAGAUGAUUCCUUAUAUUCACAGCAACGAUGACGUGGGUUACGUUCAAGCGCGCUGGACUUUCACCAACGCGGACGAGUCCCUUCUUACCAAGGCUCAAGAGCUAUCCCUCAACUAUCACGUGAAGUGCGAGCAGUGGGUGCACUUCGCCAGCGGGUCUUUUUUCAAUUUCAACGGAACUGCAGGGAUUUGGAGGAGAAAAACGAUCGAGGAUGUUGGAGGUUGGAACGCAAGGACCACCGUGGAGGACAUGGACCUGUCCCUCCGCGCCUACAUUGCAGGAUGGAGAGCCAUAUUUUUGGACAACAUCACCUGUCUAAAUGAGCUUCCUGCCUCCUACUUCGCCUACCGCAAGCAGCAGCACAGGUGGAGCUGCGGCCCCGUGCAGCUCUGGAGGCGCUCAAGCGCCGCCAUCUGGGCCUCUAAACUCCCCUUCCUACGCAAGGUGGAGCUCAACUUCCUGACCUUCUUCCUGCGAAAGGUCGCCUGCCACAUGGUGGCCCUUCUCUUCUUCUGCACGCUCGUCCCUCUGUCCAUAUUCACGCCAGAGGUCUCCAUCCCGCUGUGGGCUUUGGUCCAUCUACCCGUGAGCGUCACCGUUACGACAGCAAUCUUCUCCCCAAAGGAGUGGUACUACGUUGUCGUUAUGGUGCUGUUCGAGAACGCCAUGAGCAUAGUGAAGCUUUGGGCUGUUGUGAACGGUGCCUUCGAUCUGCAGCGCGCCAACGAGUGGGUGGUGACCUCAAAGAAGGGAAGCGGCGGCAGCGACAAGCUGAAGCGCCUGAAGGCGAUCUACUCGACGUGCCGUGCGUACACAUCCGAGAUGCUCAUGGGCAUCUUCACACUGAGCGCCGGCGUCUUUGCCAUCUUCUACGUGCACCGCAUAACUUUCUCCAUCUUCCUGUUGCUUCAAGGCUUCGUAUUCAUCGCCUUUGGCCUCAACUUGGUCGACGGCGGCAACAUCCUGGGGAGGCCCCUGAGGUGUUGGGGCGCCUGCUGCGGAUGGAGGCACAAGGGCGAGAAGACGAAGGGGAAGGAAGUUGCGGACGGGGUAGCUUUGAACGAAGUCGAUCAGUAG
Molecule: messenger RNA, 1632 nt
Organism: Ostreobium quekettii
Lineage: Eukaryota; Viridiplantae; Chlorophyta; Ulvophyceae; Bryopsidales; Ostreobiaceae
Source: the annotation of a GenBank genome assembly